Onychostoma macrolepis is the source of this 2725-nucleotide messenger RNA. RefSeq names its product wnt 11, family member 2 (gene wnt11f2). Bases 37 to 1224 code for a protein of 395 amino acids. The transcript has 5 exons. Gene Ontology annotation, biological process: multicellular organism development; neuron differentiation; cell fate commitment. Gene Ontology annotation, molecular function: frizzled binding; cytokine activity. The record is from RefSeq and is a predicted model, not a curated record. NCBI's taxonomy places the organism in Eukaryota, Metazoa, Chordata, Actinopteri, Cypriniformes, Cyprinidae. Gene Ontology annotation, cellular component: extracellular region.
CGCGCGGAGGGGCGGGUCGAGCCCCAUAGCUGAACUAUGAAAGAGAGAGAGCUUCACUUUGACUCGGACACAUUCAGCGUGGGUUGUGCGGUGUGCAUCUUGACCACUUGGAAAGACUUCAAACCGGACUUCUCUAGGGUUUCUAAACGACAGAAGAGCAAAAUGACAGCAUGCAGGAACUUUCUUCUAUUUUUCGUCAUGUGUUUGAGCGUGAUUUAUCCAUGCACAGGAAUAUCAUGGCUCGGUUUAACGGUGAACGGCAGCUCGGUGGGCUGGAAUCAGACGCAUCACUGUAAACUGCUGGACGGACUCGUGCCAGAUCAGCUGCAGCUCUGCAAACGGAACCUCGAGCUCAUGCACAGCAUCGUGCACGCGGCUAAACUCACCAAGAGCGCGUGCCAGAGCUCCUUCAGCGACAUGCGCUGGAACUGCUCCUCCAUCGAGAGCGCGCCUCACUUCACCCCGGACCUGGCUAAAGGGACCCGCGAGGCAGCGUUUGUGUUCUCUCUGGCCGCUGCAGUGGUCAGUCAUGCCAUCGCCCGUUCCUGUGCUUCCGGAGAGCUCCCCAGCUGUUCCUGUGCUCCAGCGCCCUCAGAGCAGGCGGCCCCAGAUUUCCGCUGGGGUGGCUGCGGAGAUAAUGUUCGCUACGGCCUGCAGAUGGGCUCGGCCUUCUCAGAUGCACCCAUGAGGAACCGUCGCUCAGGACCACAGGCCUUCAGACUCAUGCAGCUUCACAACAAUGCAGCUGGAAGACAGGCACUCAUGGAUGCUCUAGAGGUGAAGUGCAAAUGUCACGGUGUUUCUGGCUCUUGCUCUGUGAAGACCUGCUGGAAGGGCCUUCAAGACAUCAACAGCAUCUCAGCCGACCUCAAGUCUAAAUACCUGUCGGCCACCAAGGUCAUUCCGCGCCAGUUUGGCACCCGCCGACAGCUAGUCCCCCGUGAGAUGGAGGUCAGACCGGUCGGAGAGAAUGAACUUGUUUACCUGGUCAGCUCGCCCGAUUACUGCUCACAGAACGCCAAGCAGGGGUCAUUCGGAACCACAGAAAGGCAGUGUAACAAGACUUCGACCGGCAGUGAGAGCUGUGGACUCAUGUGUUGUGGACGAGGGUAUAAUGCCUAUACAGAGGUGCUGGUGGAGCGCUGCCAGUGUAAAUAUCACUGGUGCUGUUACGUCUCCUGCAAAACCUGCCAUCGCACUAUUGAGAGAUACGUCUGCAAGUGACAAACCACCCUUAUGGACUGUCUUCAUUGACAGAGAGAAGGAGGCAUGGUGCAGUGCUGGAUGAAUAUGUAUGAUCUUUUUAGAGCCAUAACUGAGUGGAUAAUCCUCUUGGAGUGCUGUAAAGAUGGCAUGAAAGUGAAGAAAGAAGAGCCGCAGUUGAGGAAUACGGGAUGGUGAAAGAGUUAAUGAAUGGCUGUAAACAAAGAACCCUGUGGUGAGGCCCUCAAGGCACUCCGCAGAAAAGCAGAGUGAUAAGUAGUGGCCGCUCACAGCAAAACUCAUCAACACAGAGAAAGAGACUUGGGGGGGGAGGGUAGAACUGUGCUGGUGAAGAGCUACUUUACCUGCGGUAAUACUUUACACAUUGCUGAUCUAUUCAGAUCUGUUUUGGGGCCGGUUGCGUAAAAGGUUUAGACUUAAAAGUUAGUCAUCUCAUUUCUUUCGUUAGGACUGGUCUUUUUUUUUUAAAUUCAGUUACAUAAAAGCGUAGAUUAGUCUAAGUUGAUUUCCUUUAGGAUAACUGCCAGUUGGUCAAACUGGUACUUGAGACACUAUAGAGGCAUAUGCAACUAGCCCUUGGUCAGAUAAAUUUCAUAGGUUCCACAGCAGCAAGAGAUGGAAAUCAAACUAUUUAGUUUGGUUGACUUCAGAAGUUCAAUGCACUCAUACUGAUUAUGAAGGAUGACACCAUUGUAUUCCACUGUAUUCAUGAAAAGAAGGACAAAGGCCAUGCCUUUCACCCUGGGAAAUUUGUACAUUUUCUGUAAAAAUGAAAAUUUGUAUUUAUUUUAUUAAAAUAUUUAAUGUGAAAGAGUCCAAUUUGUAAUUUUUCAUCAUGUAAGAGUUAAAAGGAUAGUUGGCCCAAAAAUGAAAACUGGUGUUCCAAACCUGUUUGACUUUUUCUCUUCUGCAGAACAUAAAAAAAUAUAUUUUGAAGAACGUUGGUAACCAAACAGUAUUGGCACCCAUUCACUUACACUGUAUGGAUAUCUCAAAAUAGCUUCCUUUAUGUUCCACAAAAGAAAUAAGGUCAUACAGGUUUGGAACAACAUGAGUAUAUGAUGACAGCAUUUUUUUGGGGUGAACUAUUUUUUUAAAGUCUUGCUUAAAGUCAGUCUAAGGCAGUUUUGAGAAGACUUAGUCAGAAUCUGAUAAGCAUUUUAUAGCAGUUCUGUAUGUGAACGCGAGCAUGUUUUCUCAGAUCCCUCAUCAACAUUCUUCCACAUCAAAGACAUUUUCAGGAUAUCAGUGCUAUAGAGAGAUUUAAAACCCAGAUAGCAAGAAUUCAACAGAAGCUAAGCGAGAAAGAGACAGAGGGCUAACCUGUUCUAUAGUUCCUUUUGUCCUUUGAUUUGGCUGAUUUUUAUCUCUGCAUUGUUACAGAAAGACAAAGGCACACACAGACUUCUGGGCUCUUUGCAGGACCAGGCUGAGCCUCGGAGGGGGUUUAGCUUUGCUCAACAGCUUAUAAUUAAGGGUCCUCAAAUGCUUGUUGAUUUAA